This is a messenger RNA of Pristis pectinata (smalltooth sawfish), 948 nucleotides long. Its product is annotated as olfactory receptor class A-like protein 4. Gene Ontology annotation, biological process: G protein-coupled receptor signaling pathway. The transcript has a single exon. Bases 1 to 948 code for a protein of 315 amino acids. Lineage: Eukaryota; Metazoa; Chordata; Chondrichthyes; Rhinopristiformes; Pristidae. The record is from RefSeq and is a predicted model, not a curated record. Gene Ontology annotation, molecular function: G protein-coupled receptor activity. Gene Ontology annotation, cellular component: membrane.
AUGGCGGAACACCCUGUUCAGGUUUUUGUAUAUGGUUUGCUUGUGAGCUGUGGGAUUCUGGGAAAUACCCUGGUUAUCUGGAUAGCUGCUGACUCCACCCGAGAGAACCGCUACCUUGCCUCAUCCGACCUCAUUCUGAUGAAUAUCGCCGGGGCAAACCUGCUGCUCUCCCUAACGAGGAACACCUUGCUUCUGACAUUUGAUGCUGGUUACACCGUCUCCUUCUCCGAUGUAGGGUGCAGAAUGAUGAUGUUCAUCUGGACCUGGCUGAGGUCAGCAAGCAUCUGGGUCACCCUCAGUCUAAGCCUGUUCCACUUCUUCACAAUCAGAACAAGCCGGACUAUGUUAGAAAGGUUAAAUGAAAGGAGGAAAGUUGCAAAAGCUAUGGUAGUCGAGUGGGCUUUGAGCUUUGUCUAUUCAAGCUUUGCUCUGCGCUACUCAUCCAACACAAAGACUAACAGUACCGAUAAUCUAAUGUUAAUUAGUAGCACCAUCAGGCCUUUGCUUGGCUGUGUGUGGACAUUUCCAAAUGAUGUUAGUGGUCUUAUAUACACAAUGGUCUCUGUUGUAAUACAUGAAGCAAUCCCAAUAAGUCUAAUGAUUUUUGCAAACACUGCCACCUUGUUAUUUCUCUAUAAUCACUACAGGAAAACCCAGGAUGCCAUGUUCAAUAACAACCAGAUCAGUACUGAAUGGAAAGCAGCCAAGACCAUCCUGUACCUGAUUUUGCUGUUUAUUUUUUGCUGGGGCACACAUGUGUUUUCAGUGAAUUAUUAUAAUUUUAAGGGCAGCCCCUCGACACGCUACAUGCUAAUUAUCGCUAGGUUUUCUGCCUCGGGAUUUGUGGGAUUCUACCCACUGGUGGUGGCAACAGGCCAUGGCAAAUUAAGAAGGAAAAUGACAAACAUCCUGAGGUGUGGGUGGCUGAAAUCCCCCAACCAGAAGUGA